AUGCUUGAGAAGAAUGAAUUGGAGAGACAUCUUUUGUCUCGAUGUUUUUCGGACCGAGAGAAGAUAGAUGAGCUUCUUGAGACCAGGUAUACUUUUACAGGCGCUCAAAAGCCGUCGUUGGUGCUUUUGCCCACCAAAACUGAGGAGUCCAAGGCCAAGUCCCUUCUUCACUCUGAGCCCACAUACAUAGAUGAACAACUCAAAAAACGCAAAACUAACACCAGACUCGAGGCAAGAACGUACUUAAAGACGGUGAAGAAGAACCAGGAUAGUUUGGUCCGCAAAAUCCAGGAGUACAAUCGGUUGAAGCUCAAAACACCAAAGAAACCGUUCCCUCUCAGUAAGUUGAUCGUCAAAUUCCAAAUACCCACAUACGAAGAGUUCCUACCCAUGAAUAGACUUUGGAACGACUACGCUCAAUCCCUUGCAUUUCCAGAAAUAAAGUCACCCGAAGACAAACUACCCAAUAAGCAGAUGAUACUUGCACGUCUUGCGACUGCUGAGUACAGUGGAUGUCUAUUGACGGUUUUGGACUCUCGAAACCCCAAUCUUCUCGGAUUGAAAGGGAUAGUGGUGUACGAUACACAGUACACAUUCAUAAUAUGUGUUGAACGUGAUGAAGAUGAAGAUGCCACCCCUGCUAAACAGGUUGGAGGGUUUAGGUUUGUACCCAAGAAGUUUACUCUUUUCACGUUUGAUUUAGAGCUUCCGAACCAGACUGAACAGGAUGACAAGUAUCUUAGCUUCACACUCAUCGGAUCACGGAUUGAUACCAGGGCUGUGGACAGAUCCACCAAGAAGUUCAAGAGUCACAACGUGGAGAAUAUUUUAUAG
This is a messenger RNA of Yamadazyma tenuis ATCC 10573, 834 nucleotides long. It is a transcript of the gene POP4, whose product is annotated as RNase P/RNase MRP complex subunit. The record is from RefSeq and is a predicted model, not a curated record. Lineage: Eukaryota; Fungi; Ascomycota; Pichiomycetes; Serinales; Debaryomycetaceae. Gene Ontology annotation, biological process: tRNA 5'-leader removal; rRNA processing. Gene Ontology annotation, cellular component: ribonuclease MRP complex; ribonuclease P complex. Gene Ontology annotation, molecular function: ribonuclease P RNA binding.